Molecule: messenger RNA, 1161 nt
Organism: Pestalotiopsis fici W106-1
Lineage: Eukaryota; Fungi; Ascomycota; Sordariomycetes; Amphisphaeriales; Sporocadaceae
Exons: 1
Coding region: 1-1161 (386 amino acids)
Biological process (GO): carbohydrate metabolic process
Cellular component (GO): extracellular region
Molecular function (GO): cellulose binding
Source: RefSeq, a predicted model, not a curated record
AUGUCCUCCUUCAAGUCUUCUAUCGCCCUGGCUGGUGCUUUCGCCAGCUCGGCUCUGGCUCACGGAACUGUCUCCGGCUUCGUGACCGAUGGAACCUGGAACCAGGGUUUCCUCUUGGACUACUACUACGAGAAGAUCAACUCGGGUUCCUUCCCCGACAUUGCCGCCUGGUACGCCGAGGAUACGGACAAUGGCUUCGUCUCCCCAAGCUCCUACGGCACCGCCGACAUCAACUGCCACAUCAACGCCGAGCCCGGCGCCCUGACCAAGUCCGUCAGUGCCGGUGGUACUGUGGAUUUCCAGUGGACCACCUGGCCUCACGGUAUCGGCCCGGUCCUCACCUACGUGGCUGCCUGCAACGGCGACUGCUCGGCCGUCGACAAGACUGCCCUCGAGUGGGUCAAGAUUGACGAGAGCGGUUACGAUACCAGCACCGAGACGUGGGCUGCUCAGGCUCUGAUCGACAACAACAGCACUUGGACCACCACUGUGCCGUCGACCUUGGCUGCCGGUAACUAUGUCUUCCGCCACGAGAUCAUUGCUCUCCACGGUGCUGGCUCCGAGGACGGUGCUCAGAACUACCCGCAGUGCUUCAACAUUGCCAUUACCGGCUCGGGUACGGACUCCCCCUCUGGUACCCUGGGUACUGCCCUGUACAAUGAGGAUGACCCUGGUAUCCUGUUCAACCCCUACACCACCAUCACCAGCUACACCAUCCCCGGCCCCGCUCUGUACACUGGUGGCUCUGGAUCCGGUUCCGGCAGUGCUGCCACCACGACUGCCGCCGCCGCCACCUCGUCCACUGCUGCCGCUGCCGCUACCUCCUCCGUUGCUGCUACUUCCUCGACUGCUGCUGCCGUGACUGAGGCUGCCACCGUUUCCUCUUCCUCGGCUGCUGCUCCCGCUACCACAUCCGCCGCUGCUGAUGAGGGUGACGACGAGGGUGAUGAUGACGACUCCUGCGAUGCUGACGACGAUGAGACCACAUCGGCCGUCGCUACGUCAGCUGCUCCUACCACUUUGGUGACCCGCACCAGUUCUGCAGCAGCCGCUACCUCGACUGCUGCGUCGUCCAGCGGUGGAUCGGUUGCCCUCUAUGGACAAUGUGGAGGUCUCACAUACACUGGCUCGACUACUUGCGCUUCGGGCACCUGCACGUAA